This is a messenger RNA of Aphanomyces invadans, 1516 nucleotides long. RefSeq names its product UV excision repair protein Rad23. Lineage: Eukaryota; Oomycota; Saprolegniomycetes; Saprolegniales; Verrucalvaceae. Bases 57 to 1295 code for a protein of 412 amino acids. The transcript has 4 exons. Gene Ontology annotation, molecular function: ubiquitin binding; polyubiquitin modification-dependent protein binding; proteasome binding. Gene Ontology annotation, biological process: nucleotide-excision repair; proteasome-mediated ubiquitin-dependent protein catabolic process. The record is from RefSeq and is a predicted model, not a curated record. Gene Ontology annotation, cellular component: cytosol; nucleoplasm.
CCGAAAGGGGGGGAUCGCUCGCCAUCAUUUUGCGAUUUCGGGACGAGGAACGGUCAAUGAAGCUCACGGUGAAGACGCUGCAGGGCGUAUCGUACCCGAUCGAAGCCGAACUGGAAGACACGGUGCUGAGCGUGAAAGGCAAGGUUGAGGCGGUGAACGGUGCCGCUGUCGACAACCAAAAGCUCAUCCAUGCAGGCAAAGUGCUCAAGGACGACAGCAAGUUGUCCGAGUACAACGUGAAGGAGAACGAUUUCUUGGUUGUUAUGGUGACCAAGCCAAAGGUUGUGCGAAAAACUGCCGCUGAUCCUGCACCACCGUCGACUCCUGCCGCGGCUCCGGUCGCUGCACCUGCUGCCGUGGCCCAACCACCUGUCCAAACCCCGGCACCGUCUACAGCCUCUUCUACAACCGCCACAACGUCCACGCCCGCGGCUGGUGCUCCCGGUAUCGUCGUCGGUGAAGCUCUCAGCGAAACAGUCCGUCAGCUUGUUGACAUGGGGUUUCCAGAAGACCAGGUCCGUGCUGCGCUGCAAGCUGCGUUCCACAAUCCCGAACGUGCUGUCGAGUACCUGAUGAACGGAAUCCCCGAACAACCCGCCGCGCCGCCUGCAUCGACCACUGCACCUGCAUCUGGCGGUCUCGGCGCGCCAACAUCUCUUGAAGCACUCCGCCACCAUCCUCAGUUUGAUGCGCUUCGACGCAUGAUCCAGGCAAACCCGUCGGCUCUACCCACGGUGCUCCAGCAAAUUGGCGCGCAGAACCCUCAGUUGCUACAAUUGAUUCACCAGAAUCAAGAGCAAUUUGUUGCCAUGUUGAACGAACCGAUUGCGGAAGCAGCAACGCCAUCAGCAACGCCGUCGGUGCCGGCGUCGCCGUUUGGUGACAGCGGGGCGGACGGGAUGCCGACGCCGCAGCAACUCCAGCAACUCAUGGCGUCGUUGUCGCCCCAGCAGCAAGCUGCGAUGGCGGCGCAGAUGGGCAUGACGUACGAACAGUUGCAGCAGUUCACGCAGAUGCUCAACACGAUGCCGCCCGAAGCGAUGGCUCAACUGAUGCAACAAAUGGCUGGCGGUGAAGGUGGACACGGCGCGCCGACGCGAAUCCACUUGACGGAAGAAGAAGCGGCGGCGGUCGGGCGUCUCGUUGACAUGGGGUUUGACCGAAAUGAAGUGAUCCAGGCCUACUUGGCGUGCGACAAGAACGAAGCACUGGCGGCCAACUUUCUCAUGGACUCGAUGUCGGGCGACUACGCCGAUGCGAGUGGCGGCGACUCGAACGACGACAUUUAUGGGUAGAGAGAUAAUGAUUCUUGUGGCUCUCCUCCAUAUACGUCGGGAAGUUCUUGUGGCCACCGCCGCCUCCUGCUUCCGCGCACGACGUGAGUUCCCUUCAAAAUUUCUCACCGAUUUCCUCCGCUCAAAAUGUCGAGCAAUUUGUCAUCGGACUGGAAUGGUAACAUGUUUUGAGCGGAAGAAGCAAUUUAAAUUUCAAAGUGAAUGAAAUGCUACCUUGACUA